AUGCCGUCCCAAAGCAGCCCGCCCGUAGCGCUGCCCGGUUUGCCUAAGAAACCUAUGCACCACCUCGCCGCCGCCGAUCUUCCCCGUGCCCUCGAACGCUGCCACAGGCUGCUGGACAAGCUGCUGCAACAUGAGGAUGGGUGGGUGUUCGCCAAGCCGGUGGAUACACACAGCCUCGAACUUCGCGACUACCUCUCUGUCAUCGCCGAACCCAUGGAUCUCGGCACUGUCAGCCGCCGCCUUGAAUUGCGUCGCUACCCGAACCUGCUCUGCUUUGCCAAGGAUGUCCGGCGUACCUUCAGCAACGCCAUGACCUACAACAACAAGGGAGACGAUGUGUACGAGAGUGCUGCUAAGCUCUCUCGCAUCUUCGAAUCAGGGUGGGCCUCCAUUUUGGCGGCGCUCCCGUCGCCGCCGCCGGUCGCCGUGCGCAGGGCAAGGCUCAAGGAUGAGCUGCCGCGGCUGCCGGUGGACUUGCAGGGAAAAGCGGUCGUCAUUAUGAAGGACAUAGGCGGGUGGAUCCAGGAGGUGGAUGGGAGGGUUGAGGUGGAUUUCGACAAGGCCGACGAGGCGACUCUUGACAAGCUCGAGUGGCUGCUCGCUCUCGCCACCAUCAGGAAGCGUUCUUGCCCAAACGUGCUCGUGUAG
Aegilops tauschii subsp. strangulata is the source of this 648-nucleotide messenger RNA. NCBI's taxonomy places the organism in Eukaryota, Viridiplantae, Streptophyta, Magnoliopsida, Poales, Poaceae. The record is from RefSeq and is a predicted model, not a curated record.